This is a messenger RNA of Penicillium bovifimosum, 870 nucleotides long. Its product is annotated as Rho4-like protein. The record is from RefSeq and is a predicted model, not a curated record. Gene Ontology annotation, molecular function: GTPase activity; GTP binding. Gene Ontology annotation, biological process: small GTPase-mediated signal transduction. The transcript has 3 exons. The coding region runs from base 1 to 870 and encodes 289 amino acids. Lineage: Eukaryota; Fungi; Ascomycota; Eurotiomycetes; Eurotiales; Aspergillaceae.
AUGAGUGCUAUGUAUGAUGAUCAAUACUAUGCAGCUUCACGCCGCCGCUCACUCGCAACCCCUCCGCCAUCGUUGACACCCCGUCACAGCCGAGCACGCAGUGAUAGCGUCCGAGUCAGUCACGGCACAGCCAGCACCCACACCAGUUUCUCGAGUGGACGGAUGUCCGAGGCAACCAAUAUCACCCAGCCGCCCUCCUUCUCAAAAAAGUUUGUAGUGGUGGGCGAUGGCGGAUGUGGCAAGACCUGUCUAUUGAUCAGCUAUUCCCAAGGUUACUUCCCAGAGAAAUAUGUCCCCACAGUCUUUGAAAACUACAUCACUCAAACAACGCAUCGGGCUUCCGGCAAGACCGUCGAAUUAGCGCUCUGGGAUACUGCUGGACAGGAGGAAUAUGACCGUUUGCGCCCACUGUCCUACCCGGAGACUGAUCUUCUGUUUGUCUGCUUUGCUAUUGAUUGUCCUGCUUCAUUGGAGAACGUUGUUGACAAGUGGUACCCCGAGGUUCUGCACUUCUGUCCCACUACACCGAUUAUCCUUGUUGGCCUCAAGUCCGAUCUGCGCAACAAGCGAACCUGCGUCGAGCUCCUCAAGACGCAGGGUCUGACGCCUAUCACACCAGAGCAAGGCGAGAACGUCGCCCAACGAAUGGGUGCAACGUAUGCCGAAUGCAGCAGCAAGGAGAUGCGCGGUGUGGACGAGGUCUUCGCAAAGGCCGUUGAUGAAGCUAUCUCAAUUGAGGAGCAGGGAUGGUCAGCUCAGCAACCGGCCAAUCGCGCUGGCCGUAACAGCCGCUCCGGUGCUACGCCUUCAGGAGGCGGAGGCCCUCGUCCUGGCAAGAGGAUCAAGAAGCGAACUUGCAAGAUCCUGUAG